AUGACUCUGCUUAAUGUUGUUCAAAUUGAAAAGAGGACCACAAUUAGAGCAAUGGCAAGUGCAUUAGGCAUUGGUCAUUCACAAGUUUACAGAAUGAUGAAAUCCGGUAAUAUUAGAGCACAUACAAAUUCAAUUAAACCAAAACAUUCUCAUAACCACAAAAUAAGAAGAAUCAACUUUAUUCUAUCCCAAAUAAUACCACCUACUAUAGAUAACAUACCAAAAUUCAGUCUUAUGUAUAAUGUCGUACACAUAGAUGAAAAAUGGUUCUACAUGAGUAGGGAAACACAAAGGUACUAUUUAUUCCCUUGGGAAGAGGAGGAACCAUAUAGAUGUGUGCAAAACAAAAAUUUCAUAGGCAAAGUAAUGUUUAUAGCAGUUGUUGCAAGAACUCAAAUUAAUUCUACUGGUGAAGUGUUGUGGGAUGGAAAAAUAAGAAUUUUUUCGUUUACAGAGACUUAUUAUGCAAUGAGGACGUCAGAAAACAAACCAGCAGGUACAACACAGUUAAGAGCAAUAACUAGAGUUACACGCGAUGUUCUACGAGACAAACUAAUCAAUGAAGUCCUACCAGCAAUAAGAUCAAAAUGGGCAGUAAAUAGGGUGAAAGAUAUUUGGAUUCAACAAGAUAACGCCAAGCCACAUAUUUUAACAACUGAUCAAGCAUUUAAUGAAGAAGCCAAGAAAGAUGGAUUUAACAUUAGACUAGUUUGUCAACCGGCAUCAAGUCCAGAUAUGAACAUCUUAGACUUGGGUUUGUUUAGUGCUCUACAAUCAAUUCAAUUCAAGUCAUUCCCCAAAGACCUCAAUGAUUUGAUCAAGGCGGUUAAUGAUGCGUACGACACUUUUAACCCAAAGCAUUUGAACUACACGUGGAUACAAUAUCAACUAUGCAUGAUAGAGGUCUUGAAAGCUAAAGGCGGUAAUAACUACAAGAAUCCACACAUUGGAAAACAAAGACUGGACAGGUCGGGUAUGUUGCCUAGGCAAUUAGAAAUUCCGCAAGAACUAAUAGAUGCAGCACGUCAAUUUUUAUCUCAUGGUAUAAUUAAUCUCAAUGAUCUUCCGCAAGAUGAUUGA
Amaranthus tricolor (Joseph's coat) is the source of this 1080-nucleotide messenger RNA. RefSeq lists its product as uncharacterized. The record is from RefSeq and is a predicted model, not a curated record. The coding region runs from base 1 to 1080 and encodes 359 amino acids. NCBI's taxonomy places the organism in Eukaryota, Viridiplantae, Streptophyta, Magnoliopsida, Caryophyllales, Amaranthaceae. The transcript has a single exon. Gene Ontology annotation, molecular function: nucleic acid binding.